This is a messenger RNA of Vitrella brassicaformis, 5078 nucleotides long. The record is from the annotation of a GenBank genome assembly. NCBI's taxonomy places the organism in Eukaryota, Vitrellaceae.
GGGUGAUUGAAUUCAUGAGGGCGAAAAAUGCCAUUAAUGAGUCCAUACGCACACACUCUCACUGUCGCUCUCACUCUCACUGUCACUCGCACAGGCAUGCACGUGUGUGUGUGUGUGUCCAAUGACCAUACCAUGACCCGUGUGCCCGUCUGUGCGUCAUGCAGCAGUGAAGGGAUGGAUGGAUGCAAGGCGAGAGGGACGCUGCCAGUGCCUGGUGAACCUGGUCUGGAUCCACCGGCAACACCGACGCCACUCGUCGCCUACACCCCUCCACCACCACCACAGCACGUGCAUCCAUUCGCCCCGCACCAGCUGAACGAAUGAAUGAAUGAAUUCUCGCCGCCAACAAUAUUAAUGCACACACAUACCCAUCGAGUGUUCGCCGCACCCAUCGAGUGUCAAUCCAUGCAUCAGCUGAGCUCAGCCAUCGGUCUUCUGCCCCCCACUACUCCCACUGGCACUGGCGGGGCUCUGCUGGCUCUGCUGCUGCUGUUGUUGUGUCUUGGUGGCGUCGGCUGAGGGUGGUCCCGCCUUGGGCAUGGUCUGCUGCGCCAGCUGUGCGAUGGCCUGGGCGGACUCAAGCAAAUCCUUCUCCAAGGGAGGGGGGCCCACGUACGUCCUGACACAUACACAGACAGAGAGGAUGGACCUUCUCUCUCUCUCUCUCUCUGUCUCCCUCUUUCUGCGUGUUGAUGGGCGGCUGGGUGUGGGGUGCCUUUGUGUGUGAGAGGGGAGCGGGGGGCGGGGGGGCGGGGUGCUCACUUCUUCUGGCCGGUUUCGGUGUCGUAGUAGGUCCACUGCUUGCUGUCAGCUGAUGCGUCACACACAGAAGGGGAGAGAGAGGUGCACUGGUGCAUUGCACUGUGUGGGUGUGGCCUGACGUACUUGUGCUGUCGGUCUCCUCUUUGAGCCACAGGGCCUUAUCGCGCAGGAAACGCCACUUGCGAUUGACGCUGUCGACACGCACACGAGAGACGAAUGCAGUGCAGCUUUGUGUCUGUCGGCCUCUCUCUCUCUCUCUCUGUGUGUGUGUGUGUGUGUGCGUGUGUGGGCUUACAGUUCGUUGGCAGCUUGUGGCUGGAAUACGUCUCUUGGGCAGUUGUAGAAGAUGUACAGCAGCGUGUCGUCGUUGACCUUCUUCAAGGUCGACACCUGACACACACAGACAGACAGAUGCACACCAUACACACACACACACAGACCCCUCCCUCACACAGACCCCUCGCACAUACGCAAUCACUCACUCACCUCGACUUUGUGCAGGUUGGGGUUCGUGUAGUAGCACGACGGCAGCGAAAACCUAAAGGAACAGGGACACACAGACACACCAUACCAACGCACAGAGGGAGGGAGGGAGGGAGGGAUGGAGGCGUGUGUGUGUGUGUGCGCGGAUGGGCAGCGUACUCUGGCGUGUCCGAUGACUGCAGCGGCGCCUCUGCCCAUGGCGAGGAGAAGGAGCUAUACAGUGACCUGACCACACACAGACACACACACAUGGCAGAGAAGUGUGUUUUGAUGCAUUCGUGUUGUGGUUGUGGUUGUGGUUGUGGUGGUGUGUGUACUCUGGUGAGUUGAGGUUGAGGCCGAGAGUGGUCAGGUCCAUCCCUGGUCAUGUGACAUGAUCAUACACACACAGCUGUGUGUGAUCACGUGUGUGUGUGUGUGUGUGUGUGAGGACGGGUGGGUGAGUAUACCGAGUGCGACGAUGUUGAGGUCGGGGUCUGUCAUGCGGAUGACCUUCAAGAUGCCCAGCAAGCCAUGGUGACACCUGCACAGCCACGCACAACACAACCACAUGGGCGUGUGUGCCCGCUGCCGAUUGCUGUUGCUCACUUCACUGACCUGUUUGACAGUUUGGCCUUGAGUGUGCUCUCGUGGAUGAGGUCCUUCGGGUCGAUGGACGACCGCUGAUGCUUCUGGUAGAACUGCAUCACUGCACACACACACACACACACAUCCACACACGACGCGUGUGUACGCAAGAUACGCACCGGUGUCAUUGAGAGGUCCGGAGAGAAGGUCGUGGCGCGUCAUCUCCCGUGCGGCAGCAGGGAUGCGAGAGGGGUCGGGGGGGCCGCUGGGCGGCGCGUAGAUCUCAGCGCUGCACCGCACACACACACACACACAUAGAGGUGGGCACGUGCUUUCCAUCCAUCCAUCCAUCCAUGUGUGUGUGAAUGGUUGGUUACAGAAGGUUCUGCAGCUCAGCGUCCUGCUGGGCGGUGCCAUUUUUCUUCUUCUGCGCCUCAGCCACACCACCCACACCAACCUGUGUGUGUGAGAACACACAGACAUACACAUACACAUACACACAACACAACCACAUGGGCACGCGUGUGUGUGUGGGAGGGGGAUGGGGGCGUACCUGCUUCCGCGGUGAGCCCCCAGCCUGUUGUUGUUGCUGCUGUUGCUGCUGCUGCUGCUGCUGGCCGCCGGCAGUGGCCAGACCACCGUACUGCUGCUGGCGCAGCUUGCUGGUCGGGGAGCCUCCAGCACCAGGCUGCUGCUGCUGCUGUUGGGCUGCCUGCUGCAGGCUGCCGCCAGACUGCAGGUUGAGACCUGUGCAUGUAUCGCCACACACAAGACGACACAAUCUCUCUCUCUGUCUGUCUGUCUGUGCGUCUGUGUGUUUUGUGUGUGUGUGUGUGUGUGGUUGGCGCACCGAGUCCGAGGACAUUCUGCCCCUGCUGCUGUGGGUUUGGCGAUGAGCUGCCCAUCGAGCCCACACCGACUGCACCGACGCCACCCUGCUGCUGCCCUGAGGGCUGCUGCUGCUGCUGAGACGGCUGCUGGGGGCCUCCUGCAGCACACACACACAGAGACCACUGUGUCUCUCUCUCUCUCUCUGUGUGUGUGUGUGUGUGUGUGGAGUCUGCUGGAGUGGGGGACCUGGGCAGUAAGGUUACUUACCGAGCAUUCCUGCGGCGCCCAUGCGGGCCUGCAGAGCACCACCAGGCUGCAUACACACCACAUCACAUCCAGGUGCUGAAAUCCAUCCAUCCAUCCACCAUGUGCACCUGUUGCUGCUGCUGAUAGCCCCCCAGCUGACCGGCCACACCUACUUGACGCAGCCACAACGACAGACAGACAGACAGACAGACAGAAAUGCGGCGAUGUGUGUCAACAAGGGCGUGGCAGUGUGGUGUGUUGAUACCUCUGGCACCUCCCGGCUGCUGGCCCGCCUGCUGCUGAGUCGGCGAGGGCUUACGCACACCUACACUCACAUACACACAUCGACACACGGAUGGAUGGAUGGAUCAACAUACCUCCCUGCUGCUGCUGUGCCUGCAAGGCACUGGCCUGCUGCUGCGCCGCUGCAGCUGCCGCGGCCUGUUGCUGCUGCGGCCCCCCUGCACCGAGCUGCUGCUGCGCCUGUGCGCCUGGUGGCUGGGGCUGACGCACAAACCCCCCACCUACACACACACAUGGAUACAGGCAGAAAGGUGUGCGCGUCGUGCCCGGGGUUAGCUUACCUUGUGGCUGUUGCUGCUGAGAUUGCAGGCCGCCUCCCAUACCGUCUGUGUGUGAGAGAAUGGCCACAGACAUCCAAAUUUCCGUGUGUGUGAGGGGGAGAGGGGGAGAGAGAGAGGGAGAGUGUCUGUGUGUGUGGUUGCUCACAUGGAUAGCCGCCGCCAAAUCCAGUGCUCUGCUGGGGGAACCCUGCACGCAGGCACAAUACGCAUCAUCGACACAGACACGUGUGUGUAUGUGUGUGUGUGCAUCGAUCGCACCUUGCCCCUGCUGCUGCAUCGACUGCUGCUGGUGACCUGUCAGACCUACACACACCCAUGUGUGUCAACAGCGAAAUGACCAUCUGUGUGUGUGUGUGUGUGUGCAUUGCUUCCCUCCCUCCCACUUACCAGCGGUGUUGAAGGCCGAUGUGCCGCCCAUUGAGAACGGCAUCGCGUCAGGACGCCUGCAUGACGACAUCCAUCCAUCCAUUUAUCCAUUGUGUGUGUGCAGGGAUGGGUGUGCGCUGCGCAUACAGUUGUGGGUUGGCUCGUGUCUGCUGCUGCUGUUGUUGCUGCUGCUGUUGCUGAACGAAGUCCAUCGAGCCGUCGUAGAAUGCGCCAGCUGACAACCACACACACAUGGACACGGACAUGGACACGGACAUGGACACACUCCACGAGGAUGCAGCUCAGGUGUAUAUGUGUGUGUGUGUGUGUGUGUGUUUGUGAUGUUGACUCCUGCACUGACCAUUAGGGUUGAGUUGCGUUGCGCCGAUGCGUGCCGCAGCCGCCCUGGUCUGCUGCUGCUGAGCGAAAUGGGGCAGCCUGCGCACACACGCAUGCAGAGAUCCACACACACGUGGAUGUGUGCGCUCUGUCGGAUGGCGUACAUGUUGGCGUGCAUUGAGGGUGGGUAUGGCCCCGCACCCGGGCCCCCCAUCUGCUGCUGUUGUUGCUGCUGGCCCUGCUGCUGCAGACCUGACACACACACCACACAGACACCCACACACAGCCUCAUAUAUCCACGAUCCCCAUGGACACACAGACACUUGUGUGCACUCCACACUCAACGCUCCUACCUGCCACAGGGCCUGCACAUCACCAAGAAGGGGACACACGCAGACAGACGAUACAGGGGCGUGUGAGGUCUCUCUCUGUGUGCAGGUCAGGUGAGAAUGCUCACCAGGUCUGACAGGAGGGCCACCUCCACCCUGAUGCAUACAUACAUCAUGACCGAGCACAGCACACGCAACACACACACACACACGACUUAAUCUGGAUGCACCCCUUCUCCCUCCCUCCCUCCCUCCCUCCCGCAAGCAAAGCACACGCACCUAGCCCACCUGCAUCAUGUUGAACCGGUCCAUAGUCGCUUCUCUCCUGAUCCCUCAGAGCCCUCCACACAAACCAAACCAACCUAACCUGCCCGUAGCACACAUCACGGACGGGAGAGGGAAACCAUGGCACACAACACAUCUUUUCUCUGCCCGCAGUCGUGCCUUCAUGCCUCGCGCGCACGCACCACGUCCACAGACAACAGAUCUCACCUCGACAAGAACCGAUAUCGCCCGAGCUGAAUUCAGAAGGAUGACAAGGCCCUUCUUCUCCUCCAACUCACAAUUUUUG